AUGGGGAUCCCCGGACUCAUCAAUGCCAUCGGCCCUGGAGAACGGAUAUCACUAUCCAAACUGGCCAUAACGCAUCUGGAACAAACAGCAAGGCCCAUCCGUAUCGCGGUUGAUAUCUCAAUAUGGCUGUUCCAGGUGCAGGCAGGGCGAGGCGGAAGGAACCCCGAAAUCCGGACACUGUUCUACCGACUUUUGAAAUUUUUGGCAUUACCCAUUCACCCUCUCUUUGUCUAUGAUGGGAAAAAUAAACCGCCGUUUAAACGAGGGAAAGCGGUUUCUGGACAGGGAAAUGCGCCUAUUAUCCAGAUAUCAAAGCGCUUGAUCGAUCUAUUUCGGUUUCCUAGACAUGAUGCCCCGGGAGAGGCAGAGGCGGAAUGUGCGAAUCUGCAGAGAGCGGGUAUUGUCGAUGCUGUGAUGAGCAAUGAUGUUGAUGCUAUGAUGUUUGGGUCGAAGAUGACUAUCAUGAAUUUCUCCAAGGAGAGUGGUAGUACCACUUCUGCAUCGCAUGUUACUUGCUAUCGGAUGGGCAAUCAAGCAGAUACGCCUAAUGUUGAUCUCGACCGUCCCGGUAUGGUUCUUUUCGCGAUGCUCAGUGGAGGUGACUACCUGCCCUCUGGUGUCCCGAAGUGCGGUAGCAAAUUGGCAACGGAGAUCUCAAAGGCCGGUUUUGGAUCGGAUCUCUUGGACGCAAUCAACGCCAAAGGCACGCAGCGAACGGAGCAGUUGAGCGAAUGGAGAGAGCGGCUCCAGUAUGAAUUGGAAGAGAACGAAAGUGGCUACUUCAAUACCAAGCACAAGGCUGUCCGGAUUCCACAAAGUUUUCCAGAUCAGACGAUUUUGGAGUACUAUGCGUCGCCUGCUGAAUCAAAUACCGAAGAACUUGAAAUUUUGCAACGCCGCUUAAUGAACGAUUGGGACCAGGACAUUGAUCCUUUGGAGAUCAGGAAUUUUGCCGCAAGACUUUUUGAUUGGAAUUACCGCUCUGGAGCGCGGAAAGUUGUACGACUGCUUGCAGAGCCUUUGGUUUCUUACAAGAUCCGUCUCAGAAGACAACUUAACGGUCCGUCAUUGUCGAACAGCGAUAUUCCUAUGCUGCGGAAAGUCUACAAAAGUCGCACAAAUUACAGUACAGAUGGUCUGACGGAGUUGCAAGUCGACGUCAUUCCAAUAAACAUUGUUGGUCUGGACCUUUUCGCAGAGGAACCCAGCCCCCCGCUUCCAUCACAGGGAUCACAGGAAGCGGCAGCAUCCGGCGACGAAGUGGACGAUGACCUCGAAGCUCCUGUUGAGCCUGUCACUCAAUCCCCUGUCAAGAAACGAGUGACUAAGCGAUACGACCCCUACGCACCAGAGAAGAUGUGGGUAUUUGAAGCCUUGGCUAGAAUCGGCAUCCCAGACGUCGUCGAACAGUGGGAAAAAGAACGAGCCGCGAAGUUAGCGCCAAAGAAGCCAAGUACUCGAAAGACAGGCCCUAAGAAUAAGGGACCGCUAGACCCAGGGAUGAAACGCGGAAGUAUCUUGAAAUACGGUACACUCACGAAACCACGCCCCGAGGUCUCUCAGUUCAAACAAGCGCAGCUAUUCGAAGCAGCACUCCCCAGUACACCGAACUCAAGCCAACUGUCGGGGAUAGGAUCACAAAACCGCACAGGUACAGCAUCUCCAAAGUCCCACAUGCCAGGUCCUGGGACAUCCUGGGCAGACAGUCUGGACAACCUCGUUGACAUCUUCUCUCCCUCAUACACAAUGCCUCCCGAAUUAAAUGCAAAAGGCCGUAGCCGCGGCAGACCCCGUCUCGAAUCCCGGCGCGCAGCGAUCUGCUCAGACGGUGUCGAAGUAGUGGACUUGGAGGCAUCAGGUGAUGAGUUCACCCUGAACGUUCCCUCUCCACCUCCGACCCGUCCACGGAAGCUUAAAAUCAGUGUCGACUAUCCGGCCUUUCCAGAGGUAGAGAAGAAACCCAAAUCCAAACCGAAGACGAAGACGAAGGCGAAGACGAAGACGAAGACCCCUACACCAUCACCCUCACCCUCAUCCUCACCCUCCCCUACCAAGAAGAGCAACAGACGCGCCCAGAAAGACAUUCAGGGCGAUCCGGAGGAUCGGAAAACCGCCAAGAAACUGGGCGAAUCUUUGUCCAAGCCAUCAUCGAAACAUAACCCUGUUUCUGGUGGACAGCCUGGAUCCCGUGGUUGCAUCGAAUCAGCACCCCCAAAGCGCCGGUCGCCGAGGAAGAAGACACCAACACCAAGUACCAAUGAACCCACCAUAGAGCACAAGACAAACAAUAUACCCUCAUCAGUCAUGGAAUAUCUUCCGCAAGAAACACCAAUUAAGAAAGCAGAGAAGAAAAACCAGGAACUAAAGCAACGCGCGAAAAAGAAUAAAGAGCCAUCACGUUCUGAAUCUCUCGAAGCCAACGGCUCUCAAGAACAGACCAAACCGUCCGAAGAUCUGCCAAUUCCCAAGAAGAGAACAUCGCAGCAUGUCGAAGCCGUAAUAACGCACGACGGUUCCUGGGCUAUGGAGCCUGCUUCUGAGUCUGAGAAUCAUGGCAGUGCAAAGGAUGGGGAUGACUCGGGGAGUCAGCGCAAGGAGACGAAGGCAAAUAAGAAGCGUAUUCCGCGUGUUAGCAUCUUGGACCUGGUUGAUUGA
This is a messenger RNA of Aspergillus glaucus CBS 516.65, 2655 nucleotides long. Its product is annotated as GEN1/YEN1 family endonuclease. The transcript has 2 exons. Gene Ontology annotation, molecular function: crossover junction DNA endonuclease activity; 5'-flap endonuclease activity. Bases 1 to 2655 code for a protein of 884 amino acids. NCBI's taxonomy places the organism in Eukaryota, Fungi, Ascomycota, Eurotiomycetes, Eurotiales, Aspergillaceae. The record is from RefSeq and is a predicted model, not a curated record.